AUGGAUAAGCAAGACGACCUGAUCAGCCCGGCGAUCCUCGAGGAUGGACCGGUGCUCAAGGCACGAGAUCUCGAGGGGGACAUUGUCACCGCAGAGGAGCGACGAGACCUGCGUCGAGGACUGGCUCAGCGUCAUGUGUCGAUGAUAGGGCUUGCAGGGGCCAUUGGAACCGGCCUAUUCCUGUCCCUCGGCGGAGCCAUCACCACGGGAGGACCCCUCGGCGCUCUCCUCGGCUACCUCUUCAUCGGACUCAUCGUGUGUUGCGUCCAAUUCGCCCUGGGAGAGGUGACCGCCUUGCUGCCCGUGUCCGGAUCGUUUGUGCGACACGCUGAAUUCCUCGUGGAUCCGGCACUAGGCUUUGCAUUGGGAUGGAACAUUGUCUACGGAAAUUGGCUGAGCAUACCGACAGAGAUCAGUGCGAUCUGUGUUUUGUUUGGGUUCUGGACACAGCUCAACAUUUCCGUCUUUAUUGUCAUCUUCAUCGUCCUCACCUUUGUCGUCGGCGUUUUGUUCGUUGGUGUCUUUGGCGAGCUUGAAUUCAUCUUUGCCAUUGUCAAAAUCCUCCUCAUCAUCGGACUCAUCCUUCUCGGCUUGAUCAUCGACCUCGGCGGGAUCCACGGCGUUGAGCGCAUCGGAUUCCGAUACUGGCGAGAUCCAGGGCCGUUCGUCGAGUAUAUUGCGACGGGGGCAUGGGGCAAUUUCCUCGGCUUUUGGUCUGUUCUGAUCAGCGCAGUCUUCUCCUACGCCGGCGUGGAGUCCGUGGCCAUGGCGGCGGCAGAGACGAAAAACCCCCGCGUGGCGAUCCCCAAAGCCUGUCGACGGGUGUUUGUCCGAGUCAUGCUGUUCUACGUCCUUGGGGUAUUGAUCGUCGGCAUGAUCGUCCCCUCAAAUGAUCCACGACUCGAGAAUGAAUCGGGGACGGCUGCGCAAUCGCCGUUCGUCAUUGUCGCCUCGGCCGCGGGCAUCAAGGCGAUCCCGUCCAUCGUCAACGCAGUGGUCAUCACGUCGGCAUGGUCGAGCUCGAACCAGGCUCUGCUCGCAGGGACUCGCGUGUUGUAUGGUCUCGCCAUCAAACGACAGGCUCCCAAGAUUCUCCUCCGCACCAAUCGCUGGGGAUCACCCUACGUCUGCGUCUGCGUCUUUGCCGUGUUCAUGCUGCUCGCCUUUUUGUCCUUAUCAAACGGCGCGUUGACAGUGUUCUACUGGUUUGUCGAUCUCGUCGGGUGCGGCAUUCUCAUCAGCUGGAGCGCCGUGUUGUUGAAUCAUAUACGUUUGACGAGGGCGUUGAAGGCGCAGGGAAUUCCUAGAUCCGCGUUGCCGUGGCGCCCGAGGUGGACUCCGUACACCUCGUACAUUGCGCUCGCGGCGUGUCUGUUGAUUCUCCUCACCAAUGGGUUUGCAGUGUUCACCAAGGGCGGGUGGUCCGCUUCGGGCUUCAUCACCGGGUAUAUUGAUAUUCCACUCGUGCUCGUGGCGUACUUUGGGUGGAAGCUGUAUAAGAAGACCAAGCUGGUGCGCUUGAUGGAUAUCCCAUUGAUGGAGGUGUUGGAGCAGAUGGCGGAGGAGAGAGAGGAGGUGGAGAAGGCAGAGGGGUGGGUGAGGUGGGUGUCGUGGUUGUGGGACUAG
Messenger RNA from Kockovaella imperatae, 1626 nucleotides. Its product is annotated as amino acid permease/ SLC12A domain-containing protein. Gene Ontology annotation, biological process: amino acid transmembrane transport. Lineage: Eukaryota; Fungi; Basidiomycota; Tremellomycetes; Tremellales; Cuniculitremaceae. The coding region runs from base 1 to 1626 and encodes 541 amino acids. Gene Ontology annotation, molecular function: amino acid transmembrane transporter activity. The transcript has 5 exons. The record is from RefSeq and is a predicted model, not a curated record. Gene Ontology annotation, cellular component: membrane.